Peronospora matthiolae is the source of this 204-nucleotide messenger RNA. NCBI's taxonomy places the organism in Eukaryota, Oomycota, Peronosporomycetes, Peronosporales, Peronosporaceae. The record is from the annotation of a GenBank genome assembly.
AUGCGCUUCUGGUGGCCGGAUUGGCAGCCUCGAAAGCGCUUUCUAUCCAGCGAAUGCAUGUGCUCCACGGACAGCCAUUCCAGUCUCGCCAGCGAUGCGUCUUUAAGUAACGCGCUGGCUGAUGACGAGUCUGGCGUGGAAUCAGGCGAAAUGCCCCCUCUCCCAAGUGACACGCAGCUGGUCACUGGCGAAGAGGCAGGGUAG